GCUCUCCGAAAGAUUUCGGUAUUUGGUUUUUAGAUUUUAUUGCGAGUGCGAUCGAAUUGAAGCACAUCACACAAACAACUUCGGUGAACUUCAAAUAAUUGUGUGCCUAUAUAUUUGAAUUAUAAUUCGAGCGAAAGUGGUUACGUAGUUUUAUCAUCAUACAUAAAAUUAAGUUGAAGGUGGUUAUGAACAAUUUGUGUAAUCAAACUUUGAAGGAUGAUGUGAAAAGAAGUGCAUAUGACACCUCAGCAGAUUUUUCUGGUGCUAUUUUAGAAAGUUUGGAUGGUCAGUACUUCAUUACUGAUGUGUGUGCAAAUUUAACGAAUAAAAAAUUUGCCCGAGAUGUUGACUGUGUUAUUCAAAGAGCCCAAAAUGCUGGUGUCAAGAAAAUCAUUGUGUCAGGAACUAAUAUACAAACUAGCAAAGAAGCUCUUCGCUUGACCAGGUUGUUCCCAGAUUAUAUUUAUUGUGCAGCAGGAGUUCAUCCAAAUGAUGCAAAAACGUGGGAUGAUGAUGUUGAAGUUGCUUUACGAGAAAUUAUUUCAAAUCCAGAAUGCAAAGCUAUUGGUCAAUGCGGAUUAGACUUUGCAAAAAGUAUAUCAGAGCCACAUGAACAAAAAGAUGUACUAAAGAAACAGGUGCAAUUGGCAGUUGAAUUAAAGAAGCCAAUCCUCAUUUGUGAAAAAGAUGCCCACAGUGAUUUAGUUGAACUCCUGAAAAGUAAUGUGCCUUGCCUGCCAGAAAUUGUGAUACAUUCAUUUAGCGGAAAAAUUGAAGAGUUGCAAACAUAUCUUUCCUUAGGUUGUUACAUAGGAUUAAAUGGUUCAAUUUGGAAAGAUAAAUCAGAAGAUGGGUUGAAAAAGAUUUUAGAAGAUCGGUUAAUUCCCCUGGAUCAUUUACUUGUUGAAAGUGAUGCUCCAUUUAUGUAUCCAAAUACAAGAGCAAGCCAAAUACCUACUAAUAUCAAAGAAAAACUGACAGAAAAAUCUCUCAGUUUUUUGCAAAGAUACUGUACGUUUCAGAGAAACGAGCCUUGUUCUUUGCCAGUCUGCAUCGAAAUGAUUGCAGAAUAUUACAAAAUGAAACCAGAAGAGUUAGCCUUACAGACAACUUAUAGUGCUUUAAAACUUUUUGGCUUGGAUUAAAUACUUGUCCUUUAAAAAUCAA
Molecule: messenger RNA, 1167 nt
Organism: Uloborus diversus
Lineage: Eukaryota; Metazoa; Arthropoda; Arachnida; Araneae; Uloboridae
Product: 3'-5' ssDNA/RNA exonuclease TatD-like
Exons: 6
Coding region: 186-1145 (319 amino acids)
Cellular component (GO): cytosol
Molecular function (GO): single-stranded DNA 3'-5' DNA exonuclease activity
Source: RefSeq, a predicted model, not a curated record